Coregonus clupeaformis (lake whitefish) is the source of this 1601-nucleotide messenger RNA. RefSeq names its product neurexophilin-4-like. The transcript is spliced from 2 exons. The coding region runs from base 1 to 774 and encodes 257 amino acids. Lineage: Eukaryota; Metazoa; Chordata; Actinopteri; Salmoniformes; Salmonidae. Gene Ontology annotation, molecular function: signaling receptor binding. The record is from RefSeq and is a predicted model, not a curated record.
AUGGCUCGGGGCAAGAACAAAGAGACUGUGCAGGAGGAGGAUGCUGGGAAGACCUUGGACUAUCUGAAUCUCGACCCAAAUUUUGACAACGCCUCACAGCCCCCUCCCUAUGAAAUAGGAAGUUUGGGGGAAGAAGGAAACCUUGGAGCUGCAAUGAAAGUCAAAAACCUUUCCGCCAAGCCUAAGCCCCCCAGCUAUAGCUCUGUGAGCCCAUAUGGCUGGUCACAGAACCUCUCCCUCCCCCUGGAUCAGUCACAGUUUCGCUCCAAACCCAAGCCCCCCAUAAAAACACCUAUCAAGGUCAAGAAGACCUUUGGCUGGGGCGACUUCUACUUCAACAUCAAAACCAUCAAGUUCAGCCUGCUGGUGACAGGUAAGAUAGUGGACCACAUCAACGGCACCUUCAGUGUGUACUUCCGCCACAACUCAUCCCGUCUGGGGAAUAUCUCAGUGAGCAUCGUUCCUCCCUCCAAAACCAUGGAAUGGGAGGAUGUGGGACGCCCGAAACUCCAGUUCCAGAAUCAGCCGCAGUCCACCCUCAACUGCAGGGUGGAGUACCAGAGGACCAACAGAGCCAAGAAAAACAAGCCAUGCCUCUACGACCCCUCCCAGACCUGCUACUCAGUACACACCCAGUCUCACGCCACUUGGAUCUGUGCCAAGCCCUUCAAGGUCAUCUGCUUAUUCAUCUCUUUUCUCAGCACCGACUACAAACUGGCGCAGAAGGUCUGUCCAGACUACAACUUCCAGGCUGAUCUCCAGCACUUUGGAUGACGAGGAUAGUGGAUGAACUAGGCGGGUUAUUAAAGCAUGUUUUUCUACAUCUCCUACCCAGUGGAGAAAGGGGCUUGUUUUGAACAGGUCAUGAUGAACCUCUUGGACGGCCCAACACAGACGUUCAGAUGGAGAGAUUUGCUUUGUAGAAUGGAAGUCGUCAGCACCUGGACAAUAUGUUGAUAGUACACCACUGAAGAGUAGAAGAUCUACAGAAUAUCAAGUAGUGGUUGUUAUUGGGAACAAGUGUGAUAUUUAGUAAUUGUAAACUGUAUUUAGGGUCAAAUAUUGACUUGGUUGGAGUGAUGCUCCAUGUGCAUGCCAAUGCAGCUGGUAUUAGCGCAACAAUAAUUCCUGCUCUUUUACUACUGUAAUUAUGGUUGUGUAAAUUGUCUGCAUAUUUGUCACAUGUUGCCCAUCUGUGAUGGCCCUUACAUUAACUUUUUCACUAUUCAUUUGGGGACAUAUCACAACCAAGGCAACGCAUCUGCACUGUAAAAAGAAAAAGCCAACCUAACCAAUUGCUUAAUGUCUGUGAGUUGAGUGGACUUCAAAAUGAAAAUAUUUUGAGCUAAUGUUAAAGUUUGUUUUAGCUGAAUUUGAACAAGCUUGUUGAGUAAAUUACAAAUUUGUUUGCUCAAAACCACAAAAAAUCACACUAAUCUCUAUCAUAUUUCCCAGAAUGCUCUAUUGCAGGUUGAUUUUCAGAAUUGCUUGCUUCAAUACCUGUGUUUUUGCAUGUACAUUGAUUGGUUGAUUAAUCUUAUACUACACAAACAUAACUAACAACGUUUUUUUUAUUCUAAUCCAAUCUGUUAGUAGUUGGA